This is a messenger RNA of Xiphophorus couchianus (Monterrey platyfish), 993 nucleotides long. RefSeq names its product histone H1-like. The record is from RefSeq and is a predicted model, not a curated record. NCBI's taxonomy places the organism in Eukaryota, Metazoa, Chordata, Actinopteri, Cyprinodontiformes, Poeciliidae. The transcript has a single exon. The coding region runs from base 343 to 972 and encodes 209 amino acids. Gene Ontology annotation, molecular function: DNA binding; structural constituent of chromatin. Gene Ontology annotation, biological process: nucleosome assembly. Gene Ontology annotation, cellular component: nucleosome.
GGAGGCGAAAUUCUAGGAAAACUCCCCGCAAGCGGCGCAAACAGACCGAGAAUCUGGCCGCUUUAAAGGCUCCUGGGACGAAGGAGAAACUUGUCGGACAUCAAACAUGAGCUCAGCGUGGAGGAGAGAGACUUUUCUACCUGCUUCAGUAACGUUGGUCUUGUAAGAUGUUUGUUUUCGGAGUGUUUCGAGGCUCAAUGUCGGCGGAGAAAACACAAAGUGGAGCCGCUUUUCGAGGCGGCAGCAGAGCAGCGGGCUGAGUUGUCUCUUCACGGUUCUCAUGUGUGUUAUAAGUCCCGCCUCCCGCUCUGAGCUCCACAAGUUCCGAGGAACGAAACAGACAUGGCAGAGGAAGCUCCAGCAGCCGCGCCGGCUAAGGCUCCGGCCAAAGCCCCGAAGAAGAAGUCCGCUCCCCGGGCCAAGCAGGACGGACCCAGCCUCCCGAAACUCAUCGUGGCCGCCGUGGCCGAGUCCAAGGAGCGCAAGGGGAUGUCCCUGGCGGCCCUCAAGAAGGUGCUGGCCGGGAAAGGAGUGGACGUGAGCAAGGCCAACAAGCGCAUCAACACCGCCGUCACCAAGCUGGUCACCAAAGGGACCCUGAGCCAGACUAAGGGCACGGGGGCCUCCGGCUCCUUCAAGCUCGCCAAGGAGCCCAAAGACGCUAAACCGGCCAAGAAGGUGGUGAAGAAGAAGGCUCCCGUCAAGGCCAAGAAGCCCGCCGCCAAGAAGAGCGCAGCGGCCAAGAAACCCGCCGCCAAGAAACCCGCAGCAGCGGCGGCAGCAGCAGCCAAGAAGUCCCCGAAGAAGGCUCCGGCCAAGAAAGCGGCCAAGAAGCCCGCCAAGAGCCCCAAGAAGGCCGCGGCCAAGAAACCCAAGGCCGCCGCCGUCAAGAAGCCCAAGGCCGCAGCCAAGAAAAGUCCAGCAAAGAAACCUGCAGCCAAGAAGGCCGCAGCGAAGAAGGCCAAGAAAUAAACAGCAGCUUCAGCUUUUUAC